AUGAUGUGCAAUGAUUGUGGAAUGACGACAAUAUCAAGUCAGGUAUGGCGCCCAGAUCCACCAUCACAGAGCCACGGUACCUACAAUCAUGACUUCCACCAUACCUAUCACCUAUGUUUCUACCGCCACCUUCAUGCUAAUCACCUUUGUAUCAGUCACCAUGAUAUCCACCAACUCCUUCAUGGAGACACCCACCACUACCACUCUAUAGCAUUUGGCAUAUCAUCCGGUGUUAAGAAAAACUGUAGAGAUCUCUUCACUUCAAUGGUGGCAAAUGUUAAACUUUCUUCGAUGAGAUAUCAAAUCUAUAAAGAAGAUGGGUUUAUCGGAUAUCAACAAUCGAUGCCUUCUCCACCUUCAUCUUCAUCGUCGUUUUCACCUCCAUUUACUGUAACUUUCCAUAAAACAUCAUCCCCUUCAUCUUCUCCAAAAAUCAGCCCAGCUGUUCUAUUCAUUAUCGUGAUUUUGGCCGUUUUGUUUUUCAUCUCCGGUUUGCUUCACUUGCUCGUUAGAUUCUUAACAAAACACAACUCUCAAUCGCACUCAAAUCAAUCAAAUCGAUUCCCAGAUGGGUCUCCAUCCGACACACUUCAACGACAACUCCAACAGCUUUUCCAUUUACAUGAUUCCGGUUUAGAUCAAACAUUCAUCGACGCUCUUCCUGUUUUUAUGUACAAAGAAGUAGUCGGAGCUCACGAGCCCUUCGAUUGCGCCGUUUGUUUAUGCGAGUUUUCUGAAAACGAUAAAUUGCGAUUACUCCCAACGUGUAGCCAUGCUUUUCAUAUCAGUUGUAUAGAUACAUGGCUUCUAUCGAAUUCGACAUGUCCCCUUUGCAGAAACACUCUUUUCGAUCCUGAAUUCUCCAUGGAUAAUCCAAUUUUCGAUUUCGAUGAUCCACGGGAAGCAGAUGAGAUUAGGGUUUCAUCAAAAACAAUUGAUCCCGAACAAACGCCGAUUGAAAAGGGGGUUUUUUCUGUCAGACUUGGAAAGUUCAGAAAAUUGACUGAAAGUGAAGGCGAAGCAGGAGGUGAGACUAGUAGUAGUAAUUUAGAUGCUCGAAGAUGUUAUUCAAUGGGUUCUUAUGAGUAUGUUGUUAGGGACACGAAUCUUAGGGUUCCAUUGAAUCAUCAUCAAAAAGAUCUCCAGAAUUUGAAAUUUGUGAAAGGGGUAGAAGAACGAAUCGCGGAUCAUAGAAUGGAUGAAGAUAUUGAGGGGAAAAAGAUUAAUAUUGGGGCAAAAACGGAUAGUUUUUCGGUUUCAAAGAUUUGGUUAUGGUCUAAGAAAAGAAAAUUUGCGACUUCUUCAGAGAAUCAUCAUAUGCAUAAUUUGUCUGCAGUUGAUAUGGAAUUACCACGAAUUGGGAGAAUUCAAGAAAUGUCUGCUUGA
Lactuca saligna is the source of this 1386-nucleotide messenger RNA. The record is from the annotation of a GenBank genome assembly. Lineage: Eukaryota; Viridiplantae; Streptophyta; Magnoliopsida; Asterales; Asteraceae.